UAAAUGAGGGUUAUGUGUUUGGUUUCAUCCCUUUCUAUUUGGAUCGGAUCUGAGUCAUAGAGACUAGAGAGUGUUCAACUCACUCAAGAGUUCAGUGGUUGCACAUACACACCAAAGUUUCUUCACUUUCUUGCUCUCUUUGUUUCCUCAUGCUCCUUUCUUCUUCUGCUUCAACGAACGUCUCUUCCUCUUCACCUGCAUUGCCUUUUCUCUCCUCUCACCAGGAGAUUCUGUAAUUAAGAGCUUUUUUGAAUGAGCACUUAUUGGUAAUUCACUGUUCUGAGUUGGAUUGUUAAGAGUGUUCAAAUACCCUUCAUGGAGUCAUCUGUCAGUGGAGUUGAUUUCUUAUCAGAGGUUCAGAAUUCAGUUUCUGCGGCACGUCACAAUCCUCCUUCAACAUCUGGGACUCCCCGUCCUUCUCGACCUCCAUUGAGAGCACCUAGAAAUCAUGGUCAUGGGGCUUCUUCCACUUCUCUUAUGGCUGGUCACCAUAAUUAUGGAACAAAGACCAUCCAUCAUCAAAACACCUAUGUAGUUCAUGGAAAGCAUCCCUAUCAGGAUGGAAACAAAGUGGAAUGUGAAGGAUUGGCAACAAAAUUAUUCGGCAAGAAACCAUUUGAUGAUUCCAAGGCUUGUGAGUUAACUGGCAUAUUAGAAUUGGAAAAUUGUAUCUUAGGUCCAUCGAGACGAGCUGUUGUUAAUCAUGCAAAGAGUUACUGUCAGUCAGAGGUUACUUUCUGUUCAAGUCCUCAGAACAGUUUCUAUUCAGCCACCGUCUAUUCAGAAGCCAAAGAAAGUUUCACCAAUACUGAGGCCAGUGAGUGCGCUAGUGUUGAUAAGUCGUGCGAAAGUGGAGAAGUUACAAUUUCCUGUGAUUUCAAUGAGAGCAGGAAGACCAGCACCUGUAGAGCGAGUACUGGAACUGAUGUUAGCGACGAGAGCAGCAUCAGUAGCUUGAGCAGUGCUUUGUACAAACCCCACAAGGCAAAUGAUGUAAGAUGGGAAGCAAUUCAAGCCAUCCGAGUUCGUGAUGGGACGUUGGAAAUGAGGCAUUUCAAGUUGUUGAAGAAGCUGGGAUGCGGAGACAUUGGAAGUGUGUAUCUAGCAGAACUGAGUGGCACAAGGACUUCUUUUGCCAUGAAGGUCAUGAACAAAACCGAGCUGGCAGGGCGAAAGAAGCUUCUGAGGACUCAGACGGAGAGAGAGAUAUUGCAGUCUUUGGAUCAUCCGUUUCUACCCACAUUAUAUACACACUUUGAGACAGAGUCAUUCUCCUGCUUGGUAAUGGAGUUCUGCCCUGGUGGUGACCUUCAUGCACUCAGGCAAAGACAACCUGGGAAGUUCUUUUCCGAGCAUGCUGUCAGGUUUUAUGUGGCAGAAGUUCUCCUUGCUUUGGAGUAUUUGCACAUGCUUGGGAUCAUCUACAGAGACCUUAAACCUGAGAAUGUAUUGGUGAGAGAAGAUGGUCAUAUAAUGCUCUCAGAUUUUGAUCUCUCUCUAAGGUGCACCUUCAGUCCAACUCUUGUAAAGUCAUCAAACCCUGUCUUGCAAACAAAAAGCUCAGGAUUCUGCAUUCAGCCCGCAUGCAUUGAUCCAUCAUGUGCAACGCAACCAGACUGCGUCCAACCUGCAUGCUUCUCGCCGCGAUUUCUCUCAGGCAGGUCCAAGAGAGAAAAGAAGUUCAGACCAAAGUACGACAUGCAUCAUCAGGUGAGCCCUCUCCCUGAGCUAGUUGCCGAGCCGACAAAUGCGCGAUCCAUGUCAUUCGUGGGCACACACGAGUACUUGGCACCAGAAAUCAUUAAAGGGGAAGGGCACGGGAGCGCUGUAGACUGGUGGACGUUUGGGAUAUUCCUGUACGAGCUUCUGUUUGGUAGAACUCCAUUCAAGGGUUCUGCCAACCGAGCAACGCUGUUUAAUGUUGUCGGGCAGCCCUUGAGGUUUCCAGAAUCUCCUGCUGUCAGCUUUGCUGCCAGGGACUUGAUCAGGGGGUUGCUUGUGAAAGAGCCUCAGCAUCGUCUUGCCUAUAGACGCGGAGCUACAGAGAUUAAACAGCAUCCGUUCUUUCACAAUGUGAACUGGGCACUUAUCCGGUGUACUAAUCCUCCUGAGGUUCCAAGACAAACCAUGAUGAGACCAUCCCAAACUGAAAAGGAGCUUGGUGUAAAGCCUUCUGGUAAUUAUUUAGAUAUUGAUUUCUUUUGAUUCUUAUGUCAUGUAUCUUUUCUCUUCCUCCUCUGGACAAGUUUCCAUCUCUCAUUUUUGUUGCUUUUCUGUCCAUGCUUCUUUCGUUUGCAUGAAUGUAUGCAACAUUUUCAACUACAUUGAUCAGCACUUGUAACUUUCCCUCAUGAGCUGUUGUAAGAAAUUCCAAAUGCCAUAAGUUGAAGAGCAAAGUUUCUGCUCUCUCAUUUACCUA
This is a messenger RNA of Lotus japonicus, 2419 nucleotides long. RefSeq names its product protein kinase PVPK-1-like. Lineage: Eukaryota; Viridiplantae; Streptophyta; Magnoliopsida; Fabales; Fabaceae. Gene Ontology annotation, cellular component: plasma membrane; nucleus; cytoplasm. Gene Ontology annotation, biological process: protein phosphorylation. The coding region runs from base 316 to 2205 and encodes 629 amino acids. Gene Ontology annotation, molecular function: protein serine/threonine kinase activity; ATP binding. The transcript is spliced from 3 exons. The record is from RefSeq and is a predicted model, not a curated record.